This is a messenger RNA of Bipolaris zeicola 26-R-13, 231 nucleotides long. RefSeq lists its product as uncharacterized. The annotation marks the transcript as partial. Lineage: Eukaryota; Fungi; Ascomycota; Dothideomycetes; Pleosporales; Pleosporaceae. The transcript has a single exon. The record is from RefSeq and is a predicted model, not a curated record.
AGUCUGACGUCUCCCCAUUGCCAGGCUCCACCGUAUUCUACACACCACCGUGGCAGUCUCGACAUUGCCGCCAUAUUCUUUGCCCACAAAGCACUGCACUGUCGGGCAACACAUACAGCGACUGCUGGCUGCUACAUGUGCCGCCUGAGUAUUCUUGCGCGAGGACCACGCCCCCCACUGAAGGGACCACAGCAGCGCCCGACGGCUGCCCUCGACCAGCCAAGCUUGUAG